This is a messenger RNA of Paramuricea clavata, 6702 nucleotides long. NCBI's taxonomy places the organism in Eukaryota, Metazoa, Cnidaria, Anthozoa, Malacalcyonacea, Plexauridae. The record is from the annotation of a GenBank genome assembly.
AUGUGUGUGAACUGUUGUACUAUUCUAAACACUAGGAACUGUCCGGAUUUCGACUUGUGUGAGGAAUGCGAGGUUAUUGAAGAUAUCCACGAUCCGUCGCACGUCUUCCUCAAACUGCGCUACCCUGGUAUUGGCAUUGGCAGAAGACAUGGUGUCAUGAUACCGUUUCUCAAAGACAUCAUUUACAAGAGCAAAGAUGUCGAAUUGUAAGUGUUCAUUGGAUAAUUUGUUCAUUGCAAACUUUGGAUAAUGUUGCCAACUAUAUAUUAGGUGAGGGUCUUGAUGGGGGGUGGGGUCUGAAAAUCAGUAAACGGUAAAAAUGUUGGUAUUUUAAACGGUAAAAUUUUGGUAUUUUAACGGUAAAUCUUUGAAAAGUGUUCUGAAAUGAUAAACAGUAUUUUCACGACUGACGGUAACCGGAAUUGAGUGAAUCACGAUCCAACACCCUCUUAGCAGUCUUAGGUGUAUCGUACAGUACGUGGGUUUGUAGCGGUUUGUGCGGUAAUUUUUCUUCUACCGUAAACAAGUUGUUAAGCUUUUUUCUAGAUAAUCAUCAUACACUAGCACUGUCUGUUCAAAUGGUUCUUAGAGAUCCAGUGAAGGUCUAACACUCCUGUGCUACUACAAGAGGAACUAGAAUACCUGGAGAAAACCUGCGAUAUUUGAAAGAGUCAUACGACGGAGGUGAAAUUAUAAUCAGACAACUUGCAGGAAUCGCAUUGCGGCACGAACACCUCAACCAAAUAUUAAUGCAGAGGUUCAAAUUUAAAUUCCGCUACCACUACCUCUCACUGGCUUAGCGCGCAUUUGAUUGGUUAAUCGGAUAUAUGAAACGCAUCCGAUUGGUUAAUGGUCCUUUAAAAUGGUAGUGGAAGUCAAAUCUGAACCUCGGUACUACCGUUACACAGGGCGGAAGAGCAGGACAAACGAAUGAAAGAAGUUCGCAAGAAGUUGAAGCAAUCGGCAAAGAAGAAAAGAGAAGAACAAGUUGGGAAGAAGAAAGCCGACAAGAAAAUGAAGAAACUUCAAAAACCUGGGUAAAUACUUGGUUUGAUUGUGCAGGAAAUUAUAGGAAAACAGAUUGAGUAUAAACAUGUUUCGUGCAUUUAGGGGCAGCAUCAGUAACGAUAAUCUUGCGUGCGGUGGUUACGACCUGCUAUUCGUUGGUGAUGGAAGCUACCCUGAUGGCACAGAAGUUACACCAGGAUUUGAGGUACUACUAUACAAAGUUAAUUUUUAGCUCUGAUCAAACUUAAACAACAUAGGCUUACGAAAUUCUCCCCCUAAUUCUCUAAAGAAUCCAAACUCCUUCUUAUCCCGUUUCCUUCUUUUAGUCAACACAAUGUAGAAAGCCUGCUCUGUUUUCGAAUGGUCAGUCCCUUAUGCACAAAUUUCGUUUUGUGUUUAAUUUAGUUCACAAAAUGUUGGAAGAUCCGAAACACUGGAACUGUUGCAUGGAACAAAGAACCAAAGGUUUGCUUUCGCUGAACUUUAAUUGGUUACCUGUGUUCCAUUCUAUGCUUAAUCUAUAGUCGUGUGAGUUAUCAGAGAAUCCGCAUUUCAAAUUCUAUUUUGUUUUGCAGUUGAUGUAUCUGUAUGGAGGAUUGCGGUGUAUGUUGUCGACCGCAGUGGAACUGCCUCAUUUAGAGCCUGGUGAUGAAGGAACAGUCAUGGCCACAUUUAUUGCACCUCCGGAUAUCGGCGAAUAUAUCAGGUGAGACAGAUACAGUAACGCGAGAUUUAUAGAUUCUUCUUGCCUUGCGUGGUCACUAAUGUGACUGUUUAAGGUACGUUUACACGCUGCGAUUUGUAGGGCCGAGACACACCGGACGCGAUUCGACAACGCGACGCGAUUUUUAGUUUUUGAAAGUUAAUAAAACAGCCAAUGAGAGCAAAUUUUAAAAGAUAUGUAGACCAAAUAACUCAAAAUGUUAUAACGCUUCUAAGUAUUUGGAAAAUGUAAACUAGGAUCAAAGUUAUCGGUCAGUGAAAAUCGAAAAAUCGCGUCGCGUUGUCGAAUCGCGUUCGGUGUGUGUUGGCCUUUAAUUAAAUUAUAUUUGAAAAAUACGCUGUCAACGUCAUCUGGCGACAUCGUCAACAGACAACAUUCAUCAUUAACAUUCGGCAAAACCUGAAAUCGGCCCGAUUAAUCGCAGCGUGUAAACGUGUACCUUUAGUUGGCUGUCCAAUAAUGCGAGCAAACAGUUCACGUGAUUUUAGUAUAAAAUGUGAGGCCUAUUCUUACGUACGUUGUGUCUUUAUUCUUACUAGUGUAUGGCGUGCAACAUCAUCAUCAAUGUGCGGUGGGAUAAAUUUCGGCAGCAAGAUCUGGUGUAAAAUCAAAGUCGUACGGGAAGAAGUACCAUCAGGUAUGUUACGUUCUGAGCCACUGAGGCUGUAAGCCUCUAACCUUACAAGUUGAAAAGAGUAUUUCUAGUUUUACUCUACCAAACACGCAGUAAGGGACAUGUACCUUUGUGGACCUUUAAGGAGAACAGUUUAGAAGUGAUCGAGUUAUUUUGGAUGCAAAACCAGUUUAGAAGUGAUCGAGUUAUUUUGGAUGCAAAACCAGUUUAGAAGUGAUCGAGUUAUUUUGGAUGCGAAACCAUUACUAACCUUGCUGAACAUGCUUCUUUCAGACAACGAUGAGAUCUUUGUAGAUGCAAACGAAACAUCCGUUGCACCCAUGCAAGAGUCAACUCAUGCAUCUGUUAGCGAACCAGAUGCUGAGAUGUUGAACGAAGACAGUUCACCAACAACGGCAGAUCCUAUUUUCCAUGCCUAUACAACGCAACAAAGCCAAGAAGAUGAGAUUGGUGCGGCAGGGGUGGACAAUUCGGAGAAUCAAGCAACAAGUAGCGAUGUCUCAUUGCUUGAAUGUAAUGAAUUGGAGUGGGAUACGUGUGUAGUGGAUGAUGACGCCCCCGUCAUUGUUAACGAAGGUACACUGAUAAGAAACGGAAUAUGGUGGGGGGGGGGGCGGGGUUAAUUCAAUUCUUCUAGGAAACUUUAACGAUCUUUAGUUGUAUGUGUAGUGCUAAAAAUUAAAAACUCGCAAAGCCUGCAACGUCCCCAUGGUGGCCGCGCACAAAUAUAUACAUAUGCUGGUCAUGUGAAAACCAUUGGGGGCCAGACUGGUCAUACUGCACCACAAUGUCGGCACUCGAUAACGGCUGGAAUCCAAGCCUAGCUAAUUUGAUCCCAAUUCUCCGGUCAGAUCGGUUUUAAGUGUUCCAUUCUUUUGCCCAAACGUUUUUAAGUGUUCCAUUCAACAAUUUGAUCGGGCCGUGUUAAUGGAAAGCGCCCUAAUAUUAUAUUUAUUUCCCUACCAGAUGACGAGGAUUACAUUGAUGUAAUAAGCAACGCAAGUUCAGACGAUUUCUGUGUCGUGCCACUGCCAGCAUGUUUUAACCCGGAUAUUCCGCUCGACUUUGGACCGGGACCAUCGGUGGAAGCACCAAUGCCCUUGGCACAAGAGUUGGAGACUGACGUUCAUGUGGGAUCACCUGCAGAUCAACAGGGAUCAUCUACAGAUGGACAAAACCCGACAGGAGAAUUUGAAGAAGAACAAUCCGUAAGUACCCACAGGCAUUCAUCAUGUACAUGCAGGCGUCGUGUGUGAUGAUUGCAGUUGUUGGAUUGGUAGGGUACAGUAUGGAGUUGUGUGGUACAAUCCGUAAGUACCCACAUACAUUCAUCAUGUACAUGCAUGCGUCGUGUGUGAUGAUUGCAGUUGUUGGAUUGGUAGGGUACAGUAUGGAGUGGUAUGGUAUGGUAUGGUAUGGUAUGGUAUGGUAAUUGUUGAAUAGUUUACCUAACCAGGAGCAACUAUAUAGGCCCUCUGGCAGGAAUCGAACCUGCCGCCCUGUGAUUCCGGUGCAGUGUUCUAACCAACUGAGCCACAGAGGCCAGUCGACCAGUGUAGUGUGAUAUGUGUUAAUCUAUGGUAUAAUGGGGUGUGGUUUGGCAUGGUAUGGUGUGGUAUGAUUUGGUGCUGUUCAAUUCAGCGCACUCUAAAUAAUGUAAGAUAUUUAGUAAAAGUUUAAAACGGAAAUAUUGAGAGUGUUUCUCAACAAUAAUUUCCAUCCGUAGGAGGAAAGCCUACCCACAGCCGAACCAGAAGAAGAUGAAACCGUGGAUCCAGAGGACGAUGACAUAAGAUACAUCCCUAUUACCUCCGACCGCCCAGCCGAAGAUUCACGGGAUCUGCCUGAGCAAACGACGUCAGUACCAAUAAAUAUUGAAUUGAGAAAUGCAGAAAUGAGCGAUCAACGUCCACUAACAAUGCCAGGUUUUGAUGCGAGAUCAACAAUAAGCGAACCCGUAGCCCCACAAACAGCUUCCUUUGAACGCACCCCCCUAAUUUAUGGGCGGUUACCAGCAUCACCCCCCGGGAGAGCAGUGCCUGUUGUUCAAAUCCAGAUCACCGAGUCCGGUGUCGGACGUGCUGACUCGGGCCCAGGCUCUUACGAAGUGGAGGUGGCGACUGGAGGUCAAGGCGAGUGGCAAGCUGUUAGAACCCAACCUCCUGAUGUGGUUCAUCAAAUCUCAGAGGAAGAGGAGACAGGUUGGUGUCUAGAAAAGCCAUAGUUUCCAUCUGAUUAUAUUUUUCUGCGUAAGCAUGAGAGAGGUUUUGGGUGAGAUAUGCAACAUUUAGAAUAACACACUUUACACUUUUGCAAAGGCUAAAGCCUCAUUUACACUAUCAAAGUUUCUGUGGUCAUAGUAGGAAUUUGGCAUGGGGAAAUUCUAAGUUUUGAAGGAAUUGUAAGAAAUUUUUGAGCAAACUGACUCAGUGUUAAACACUGAGCCAGUUCCCUCAAACAUUCCUUACAAAUCCUUCAAAACUUAGAAUUUACCUUUGCUGCAAAAUUCCUACUGUGAUCACAGAAACUUUGAUAGUGUAAACCAGGCUUAACGCAUGAACAUUGUACAAUAUUUCAGUGACAAUCCAACCUCGAGGAGCGACUGGUGCAAGUCCACAAAGUACAGCACAGUUUGCAUCGACCUUCGUGACUGGAACGCUAAAACGAGCACUUGGUUCUGUUACUGAUACCGUCACCUCAUUCAUGACUGGUAAAGAUACUCCCUCUACUGUUGUUUACACGCCGCCUAAUGGAAGUAGCGAUAACGUUCAUGUUGUUCAUGUCGUUCUACCAGAUAUCACCGUAAGUACAUCUAGUGUUGUAUAAACUUUGGUUGUGACGAUCGACUAGAGUGUGGACUAGAGUGUCGCUUUGUCUCUACAGUCAGUAAAGACUGAUUUACGUACAACACACAAGACAAGAUAAAUCCAGACCGUUUCAGAUGAAGUGUAUGUACUAGACUGUCGAUAUAUCCGCGCAAUCAGUAAAAGAUUAAUUUGCAUACACUGUGCUGAGUGGUUAUAUUACUACCUUAAAAAAUAAGCAGAAACUCGACGUUUCGAGCGAAGGCCCUUCGUCAAGAGUUAGUAGCCUUCGCUCGAAAUGUCGAGUUUCUGCUUAUUUGUUAAGGUAGUAAUAUAACCACUCAGCACAGCAUUUUCACAUUGGUACUACCCACACUGGUACAGACAGUUUUAAUUUGCAAACAGCAUGUCACACAAAACAAGCUGUGACUUUCUGGAGGUGCAGAGGUGGACACCCACAAAAAAGUUACAAUCCCCUCAGACAAACACCAAUCAUUGUAUACUGACAUGGCGUUCUUGCUAUAGUUUCCAGGAGCCCCCCUCCCUCCCUCCAGUGAAAUAUCUCCACCCCAGCCUUAGACGAGUGCUGAGCCUGGGUCCGCCUCCAAUACUUAACAGAGUUGGUUCACAAUUGAAUACUAAUCUUCUUAUUCUCAUAGCAACCUGUGGCAGAAACCCGAGAAAAUGAACCUGAUACAAGAGUUCUGAUUGAGCAACUUCGUGAAAUGGGGUUCUGUGAUCGCCAGUUGAAUGAAAGAUUGUUACGAAAACAUAACAUGGAUGUGAACAAGGUUGUCACGGAAUUAAUUCAUGUAAACGACAAUGACUGGUCUGCCGCACGCCAUUGAACUUAAUUAACACUACAAAAAGUUUGGGUGUCGUCGGUAUUGGCCAUGCAAUUCACCGAUUAAAUAUUAAAAAACCGUUUGAAAAUAUGAGUUUGUUAGAUUUAUCAAAGAAGACUGACCAGCCUCGUUUUGUCCUUAACCUCGUACACUCUGCUGAAAAAUUGUUUUUAGCCUGAUAAUGAUAAAAAUAUAAAAUGCAAAAUUGUGGUGGCGGUUAGUUUUCGAAUCGGGCAAUACGCUUUUAAAAUAUAAAACAUAAAUAAACAUUUACAUUGUAGUGUAACUGAAGUAUUGCCCAAUUCAGUACGUGAUUCGUUUGUUUUGUAAUUUAAUUUUCACAUUAUUGUAAUUUGUAUAUACAGUAUAUAACGUAAAAUUUGGGUGGGGGCAGUGCAAGUGACAACACUAUUAUAUAUUAUUGUGCUAUUGCACGUAGAUUUACAUUCACAGCACAUAGUAUAGUCUCUAAUCUGUAGAAUUUUUAUAGCCUAAACACUGGAUACUUUUCUCAAUCAUAUGUUAUUAAUGGUAAGCAAACGAAACAUAAUUAUAGUAUGUCGAAAUAAUUCUAAACUUAGAAACAUAAAGCUGUGUUGUAGAAUAUAAAAAGACGACAAAAUAUAUGUGUGGAGUUAUAUGUCAUCAUAUUCAUGCCUUUGUCUGUAGGCUCAAUCAUACCACAGG